GUGGUUUGUGGUUUGUGGUUGUCGAAAACCCAGCACGCGCGCCUGUCUCUGUCCUCGAAUUUCUGUCGAAUGAAAACGAAAGACAUCUUCGAAUAAAUCUAAACAAAGAGCCAUUUUAAUACCUGCGCUGCAUUUGAUAUGCCAAAAUAAUAUAUAAAGAAGAGAUAUCUACACAAUUUAAAAAAAGAUUGAGAAAGCCGAGAUUUUAUAGCCGAGGAGAAAGAUUGUGUGUGUGCAGAAGAAAUUAAAAUGGAGCUGUUUAGGAAAAGUGAUUAAGGAUAAAAGAAAUAUCUAGUGCAGCCAAAUGGAAAUAAAGAUGGGCGACUCGUUGGACACCAUUACGAUGAGUCGUGGAUGUAGAUUGGUCGGUCGGUGCUGCUGGUGGGAACAGAGCUUAUCCGGUUCGACUAGCUGCGCCCCACCAAACUCGUGAACCAUGUUAGUCGAUUCAUAGCAAUGUGAGUAUGAAAGUACACGCGAGGAGAAAAGUGGUAAUACACGACAGAGGCUCGCCAAAGUCACAUUCUCGCUAUCGAGACCAAAGGACAAGGAUCAAACAAGUUCGUCGCAUCAAACAACAACGUUCCGUUCAGUUCAUUUGUGUUUUAUAUGAUUCGAUUUCGUGUAGUGAACAAUUUAUUUUUGACUUCCGAUCGCGAUUUUUUUACUUUGUAUUGUGAAAACAUAUAUUUGUAUAUUGUGUAAAUACUUUAAUAUAAAAAAAAGACAUGCCAUCAUUUCAUGACGAUUUUGUCACGGGAGAACCGUCGAAUCUCAGCAAUCUCGCGAACAUGAUGUCGCAUUAUAACCAAGCGAACUUUAGCGUUACAUAUCGCCAUCAACAACAACAGAUCGCGAAUAAUCAACAACAGCAACAAUUAAUAAUGCAGCAAGCGCAGCAGCAAACACCGAUGCAACAGGUUCAACCGCAUACCGCGGCCGCGGUUGCCGCCGCCGUCAUUGACGGGAGCCACUGGUAUGGAUAUUCUCCUAGACCCAUACCGGCAACACCAGCCCUGCAUCCGCAGCAUCAGCCGAACGCACACACGCACACAAUUCCUUCACAGUUUUUUAAUCAUGCCGAGAUGCUCCCUGGAUGGCCUUACUCACCUCAUUACUCGCAAUAUAUACAAUAUCAACACCAACAACUGCAUCAUCUUCAACCGCAAUCACAACAGCAGCCAAACUUGGUACAGCAGCGCAUCCAGCAGCGUUCGUUGCUAGAUGAACUUAAUGGCCAACAUUCCUCGCCGGAGCAGAAUAUGCAACAACAUUCGCCAGCUCAGCAACUGUAUUCGCAACAUUCAUCGCCGCAACAAAAUAUGCAACAACAUUCGCCAACCCAGCAAAUCUGUCCGCAACAUUCAUCACCGCAUCAAAACAUGCAGCAACAUUCGCCAUCUCAACAACUCUGUUCGCAGCUCUCGUCACCACAACAGAAUAUGCAAGAACAUUCGCCCCCUCAACAAAUCUGUUCGCAACAUCCGUCGCCGCAGCAGAAUAUGCAGCAAAGUUCACCACCUCAGCAACAUUAUCAGCAGCAUUCGUCACCGCAACAACAUAUACAACAAAUUUCGCCACCGCAACAACAGUGUCAGCAUCAUCCGUCACCGCAGCAUCACGUUCACCGUGGUCAACGUGUUUCGUUAUCCAAACAACAACUUCAAGAAUACUCGCAACAAUCGUUUGAAAAUUCUUAUAGACAACAGAUAUUACAUGAGUGGGGUAUGAGACACGAGAAUGGCGGAAUGCCGAUCUUAAAUCCACAUCCAUCAAUAUCCAUCAGGCUAAACAGUGUAAGUGACAAUAUAAACAAUGGUGUAGAUAGUAGUAUGAGCGGCAGUAAUAGCACGUUAUCGCCUACUAAUCCAAAUGCGAUGUACGAUGUGGAUGUACCGUGUACCUCUGGAAAUAUCAACUUGCCGUCGACAUCAGCAGCCAUACCAUCUACAUCAAGAGAAAUGUCGGUCAUACCAUCUACAUCGAGAGAAAUGCCGGCCAUACCAUCUACAUCGAGAGAAAUGCCGGCUAUACCGUCUACAUCGAGAGAAAUGUCGGCCAUACCAUCGACAUCAAGAGGAUUGCCGUCUAGACAUCAACCAUACACUUCCAGAAUCGCGCAUGGAAGAAGAAGUCCCUACGAGUGGAUGAAGAGAUCAUCGUACCAAAGUCAACCGAAGCCAGCGUGCAACGCUGCUGACAAUGCGGAAUCGCCUUCGCCAAUUAACGAACUCUGCUGUCGACUUGAAACUCUCGGAAAAACUCGCACAAAAGACAAAUAUCGCGUGGUUUACACCGACUAUCAGAGACUGGAGCUUGAAAAAGAGUUUCAUCUGAGCCAUUACAUCACUAUCAAACGCAAAGCUGAGCUUGCUCUUCAGCUCAAUCUCACGGAACGACAAGUGAAAAUCUGGUUCCAAAAUCGACGGGCGAAGGAGCGGAAGCAGGUGAAGAAGCAAGAGGAACAACGGACGAGGGAACAGUUGAGGCAGCAGACAACGGCGCAGGUAGUCGCCGCCGCCGCAAACGCAAACGUUGUGGAUGCGACGGCCGGCGGAAUGGCGAGUUACGCCGGAGGAGAGAUGGGAGGGAUGCUGGGCGGUCUGAUGCAGGCCAACGGCGGCGGCUCCUCUUCAUCGAUGGCCAUGCCGAUGCCUAUAUCGCAGGCAGCACCUCACCUGUCAUCGUUGCCCGUGUGGAUGUCCGCAUCACCAUCCACAUCAUCCGCGCAACCUUCGCAACCCGUACCUUCGCAGCCCUUACCGCAAUCCUUAUCGCAGCCCUCGUCCCUUUCGCAACCUGCAUCUUUAUCUGCGUCUAUGCAUCCGUCAUUACAACCGUCGGAAAUAAUAGCUUUGAAUACAGUGCUCAAUCCACCGCACUCCACACCGUAAUACAAUCUAAUUCCACAGUGUCGAGUGUCGAGCGAGAAGAACGCUAUAUCAUCCUCGGAAGGAUGAAUGGACUAAUAAAUGGUAACUCCUCCGAGCAAAGAUAAUGGGUGGAAAAGGGGUGGUGAUGAAAAUAAAAUAGCCCAUUGCUUUGUUCGAAUUACCGAAUUUUAUUUAAGUGAAGUCAAAAUAAUUUGUGAUCGAAUGAGCGAAUGGAACAGCUCGUAUCCAUCAGUACAUUCUCCAUCGGUCUGUGAUAAGCGACUUAGAUCAACGAAUCGUUCGUGGAUUUAUAUAUACAUAUAUAUAUAUGUAUACAUAUAGAUUGAUAGAUGUAAAUAAUAUAGAAAUAUAGAUACAUGUAUAAAGAUAGAUAUGUAGAGAUUAUAACUAGAUAAACGAUUUGAUCUCAUUAAUUUUUUUGACGUCCACGUAUCCACGACGAUUCUUGUUGACGUGAGUCGCAUCUCGUUUCUAUUAGCAAAAUUUAAAAUUUAACCAUAACAAAUAAAAUUUUACAACAAUUUACAACAUGUUUCCAAUGCAUACUAAAAUCUAACUUGCGAAAAUAUUUAAAAUCUGUAUAUAAAUAGGAUAAAUUAUUAGAGAUUAUUAUGAUAAUUA
Messenger RNA from Formica exsecta, 3515 nucleotides. RefSeq names its product homeobox protein abdominal-A-like. The coding region runs from base 729 to 2894 and encodes 721 amino acids. Gene Ontology annotation, cellular component: nucleus. Gene Ontology annotation, molecular function: RNA polymerase II transcription regulatory region sequence-specific DNA binding; DNA-binding transcription factor activity, RNA polymerase II-specific. Gene Ontology annotation, biological process: anterior/posterior axis specification; regulation of transcription by RNA polymerase II; animal organ morphogenesis. The record is from RefSeq and is a predicted model, not a curated record. The transcript is spliced from 7 exons. NCBI's taxonomy places the organism in Eukaryota, Metazoa, Arthropoda, Insecta, Hymenoptera, Formicidae.